Molecule: messenger RNA, 1781 nt
Organism: Ruditapes philippinarum (Manila clam)
Lineage: Eukaryota; Metazoa; Mollusca; Bivalvia; Venerida; Veneridae
Exons: 5
Coding region: 72-1781 (569 amino acids)
Source: RefSeq, a predicted model, not a curated record
UUUUGGUGAUGGAGAAUGUAUAUCAGACACUUAUUUUUCUUUGAACGCAAGUUGAUAAAUUCUAAUUCAUCAUGUCUGAAAUGUCUGAAGAGAGAAUGUAUUAUAUUAGAGCUAUUCUUAUGUACACAGACCUGACAAGAGAGGUGUUAUUUAAAGUGUUCAAAUUCUUGAUAAAAAGUGAAGACAUCCGACACUUUCUCUCAUCUCUAGAGCAACAAAAUAAAUUGUUGAAACUAUCGAAAAAACAUGUCAUAACCCAGUCUGACUAUAAUCUUGUUUCUGGUCAAGUUUUAAAUCUAGAGAGGUUCAAUAUAUCUCUUUUGCUGAAACUUGUACUUAAUUUGUGUAAAGACAAUAUACCAAAACCACAGCAUGGUUGGGAAUCUAACCUGGACCUGAAAGACGAAAGUCUUGGUGCUGAUCUUCUUCGAUUGAGAGAUGUCAGAAAUAAGAUUAUAGGUCAUCGAGCGGAUGCCAAAUUGUCAAAGGCAGAGUAUGAAAAGACAUGGGCAAAUAUCAAAGCUAUCUUGUUGAGAGUGGUUGAACUUGUUGACUUGCAAUCUAGUGAAAACUUUGAACGAAGAAUAGAUGGAUACAAACAGCUUAAUGUAGAUACAGAGAAUGCUGAAGUUAAGAGGGUACUAGAUGAGUUGCUCAACUACAAAACAGAGCACCUUCAAGAAAAGGUUGAAGAAUUGAUUAGAAGAUCACAGGAAUUUCAGGAAUAUUUCAAAACAACACCUGAGAGAUUUGUACGUUAUAUAAAACUUCUGUUUGAUGGAGGGCGCAUUGUGUUAUGUGGCAUACUGAAGACAAAGCUGGGUGACCAAGACCUAUCAGAUUUUCUUGAAAGUAAGAAGGAAAUGCUGAUCAGAAAUAUUGAUGAGAAAUUUAUCAGAUGCCUAUACCCACAAGAGUCUUGUUCAGAUUAUAAAAACUGGGAUGUUUUUCUUCUGGCAUCUGUUUUGUUGCUAACAUGUGAUGAUGACCUUAGUCAAAGCGACAUCAUGUAUGUUAAGCGCAUAAAGAGUGCUAGGGUAAACUAUGCUGCCCUUGCGUUGCAGUGUCUAGAUACAGAUGAUUUUCUUACCAUAUGGACUGAUCUUAUCACUUGUCUUAAUCAUCUUUCAAACAACAUUGCCAAAGACGACAAAAAACAAGUUGAACAUCUUAUUGAGCGUUAUAAGAAAAAAUAUGAAGGAGGAUGUGAUGAUGAGGAGUAUUUGAAACAGCUAAGGGAAUCUGGUGAUGAAGUGAAAACUUUGAACGAUGUCUACAAUGAAACUAUUUCAGAAUUGAAAGAUAUGCUCAACCAGAUGAGACAAAAAGAUAUCAAGUUAAAACAAGAACAAGUUUUAGAGUUUAAAUUGCUGACAACAUGUGAAAAUGAAGAAUUUAAGAAGAUAGCAGAAGACUUACUCGAAACCAACCUACAAGCUUCCAUACAAAAAUUAGAUCAACUGUCAGAUUCUUUGAGGAAAGAAACUGACAAACUAGUAGCUAGCAUUGCCGCACAUCCAGAUGUUGAAGUUAAACAAAAGUGCAUCAUUUUGUCAUGUAAAUGUUCCACUCCUGGUGGCUUACUACACAUUUUAGAUGUCACACACGGAGAUCGAUUUAGAAGCACAUUUAGAAACAUAGCUAAUGAGCUGCAUUACAAAUACGGAUAUGCUUUCCUCAUACAGGGAAAGUGCACACUGGAAAGUGUGAUGAGUGUUUCAACAAUGAUAUAUAAAUGUAAGUCUGAGUAUAUAAACCAUAUUUACAGAAAUCGUUUUUAG